Molecule: messenger RNA, 9165 nt
Organism: Oryctolagus cuniculus (rabbit)
Lineage: Eukaryota; Metazoa; Chordata; Mammalia; Lagomorpha; Leporidae
Source: RefSeq, a predicted model, not a curated record
GCUAGAUUGAGCCAAGAGCUAACGGCUUUCUGAGCUUCCCAAAUCGCUGAGGGGCUGAGAAACGCGCCCCGGCGUCCUUGACGCCACGUUGGCCUCUGCUUUGGGUCCAUGCCUGCGCUCUCUCAGUAACCCCGCCUCUGGCUGCGCGACUCGCCGCUCGGUGACUGGGAAGAAAGCACGUGGCGCAGCGCUUGUCGCGGGCUCGCGCCCGGCCGAGGGAGGUUCCCUGGCGUGGCGGACCCUCUGUCCCCUCAGAGACCCUAGCUGCUCCGGCCUCCCCUGCCCGACUGUCCCGGCGCUGGCUGGCGUCGCGCUCGGCCGUCACCUGUGCAGAGCGGCUCUUCCCCGCCGCGCCCCCCGCGGGAGGAGACUCGGCAACAUGUCACCCGCCUUCCAAGAGCUGUCGCAAUCCGCAGAUAUGAAGAAAACUCCACAGCAUGAAAUUGAAGCCAUUCUGCAGAAGAGGAUUAUGGUGCUGGAUGGAGGGAUGGGGACCAUGAUCCAACAGUACAAACUCACUGAAGAACACUUCCGAGAUCAAGAAUUUAAAGACCAUGCCAGGCCUUUGAAAGGCAACAAUGACAUUUUAAGUAUAACUCAACCUGAUAUCAUUUACCAGAUCCAUAAGGAAUACUUGCUGGCUGGGGCAGAUAUCAUUGAGACAAAUACUUUUAGCAGCACUAGGAUUGCCCAAGCUGACUACGGCCUUGAACAUUUGGCCUACAGGAUGAACAAGUGCUCUGCGGGAGUGGCCAGAAAAGCUGCUGAGGAGAUGACCCUCCAGACAGGAAUUAAGAGAUUUGUAGCAGGAGCUCUGGGUCCAACUAAUAAGACACUCUCUGUGUCUCCAUCUGUGGAAAGACCAGAUUAUAGGAACAUCACAUUUGAUGAGCUUGUUGAAGCAUACCAGGAGCAGGCCAGAGGUCUUCUGGAUGGUGGGGUUGACAUCUUACUCAUUGAAACUAUUUUUGAUACUGCCAAUGCCAAGGCAGCCUUGUUUGCACUACAGCAACUUUUUGAAGAGAAGUAUACUCCCCGGCCUAUCUUUAUUUCAGGGACGAUUGUUGACAAAAGUGGACGGACUCUUUCUGGACAGACUGGGGAGGCAUUUGUCAUCAGUGUGUCUCAUGCAGACCCACUCUGCAUUGGAUUAAAUUGUGCUCUGGGUGCAGCUGAAAUGAGACCUUUUAUUGAAACAAUUGGAAAAUGUACCACAUCCUAUAUCAUCUGUUAUCCCAAUGCAGGUCUCCCAAACACCUUUGGUGACUAUGAUGAGACACCUUCCAUUAUGGCUGCACACCUUAAGAACUUUGCUAUGGAUGGCUUGGUCAAUAUAGUUGGUGGAUGCUGUGGUUCAACACCAGCUCAUAUCAGGGAAAUUGCUGAAGCUGUGAAAAAUUGUAAGCCUAGAAUUCCACCUGCCACUGUUUUUGAAGGAUACAUGUUACUCUCUGGUCUAGAGCCCUUCAGGAUUGGACCGUACACCAACUUUGUUAACAUUGGAGAGCGCUGUAACGUUGCAGGAUCAAGGAAGUUUGCUAAACUCAUCAUGGCAGGAAACUAUGAAGAAGCCCUGAGUAUCGCUAAAUUGCAGGUGGAAAUGGGAGCCCAGGUGCUGGAUAUCAACAUGGAUGAUGGCAUGCUAGACGGUCCGAGUGCAAUGACCAGAUUUUGCAACUUAAUUGCUUCUGAACCUGACAUCGCCAAGGUGCCCUUGUGCAUUGAUUCUUCCAAUUUUGCUGUGAUCGAGGCUGGGUUGAAGUGCAGCCAAGGGAAGUGCAUUGUUAACAGCAUUAGUCUGAAGGAGGGAGAGGAUGACUUCUUGGAGAAGGCCAGGAAGAUUAAGAAAUUUGGAGCUGCUGUUGUGGUCAUGGCUUUUGAUGAAGAAGGACAGGCAACAGAAACAGAUGUCAAAAUCAGAGUGUGCACUCGGGCCUACCAUCUACUUGUGAAAAAACUGGGCUUUAAUCCAAAUGAUAUCAUUUUUGACCCCAAUAUCCUCACUAUUGGUACUGGGAUGGAAGAACACAACUUGUAUGCUAUUAAUUUUAUCAAUGCAACAAAAGUUAUUAAAGAAACCUUACCUGGAGUCAGAAUAAGUGGGGGUCUUUCCAACUUGUCCUUCUCCUUCCGAGGAAUGGAAGCCAUUCGAGAAGCAAUGCAUGGCGUUUUCCUUUACCAUGCAAUCAAGUUUGGUAUGGACAUGGGGAUAGUGAAUGCUGGAAACCUCCCUGUGUAUGAUGAUAUCCAUAAGGAACUCCUCCGGCUCUGUGAAGACCUCAUCUGGAAUAAAGACCCUGAGGCCACUGAGAAGCUCUUACGUUAUGCCCAGACUCAGGGCAAAGGUGGGAAAAAAGUUAUCCAGACUGAUGAGUGGAGGAAUAGUCCCAUUGAAGAGCGCCUUGAGUAUGCCCUCGUCAAGGGCAUUGAAAAAUAUAUUAUUGAAGAUACAGAGGAAGCCAGAUUAAAUCAGGAAAAAUAUCCCCGACCCCUGAAUAUAAUUGAAGGCCCGCUGAUGAAUGGCAUGAAAGUUGUUGGUGAUCUUUUUGGAGCUGGAAAAAUGUUUCUACCUCAGGUUAUAAAGUCAGCUCGUGUCAUGAAGAAGGCUGUUGGCCACCUUAUCCCCUUCAUGGAACAAGAAAGAGAGGCUAACAGAGGACUUAAUGACGCUGCAGAAGAAGAGGAUCCUUACCAAGGCACCAUUGUGCUGGCUACUGUUAAAGGUGAUGUGCAUGACAUAGGCAAGAACAUUGUUGGAGUCGUCCUUGGCUGCAAUAAUUUCAGAGUUAUUGAUUUAGGAGUCAUGACUCCCUGUGAUAAAAUACUGAAAGCUGCUCUUGACCACAAAGCAGAUAUAAUUGGCCUGUCAGGACUCAUCACUCCUUCCCUGGAUGAAAUGAUUUUUGUUGCCAAGGAAAUGGAGAGAUUAGCUAUAAAGAUUCCAUUAUUGAUUGGAGGAGCAACCACCUCUAGAACUCACACGGCAGUUAAAAUAGCUCCAAGAUACAGUGCUCCUGUAAUCCAUGUCCUGGAUGCAUCCAAGAGUGUGGUGGUGUGUUCUCAACUGUUGGAUGAAAAUCUAAAGGAUGACUACUUUGAGGAAAUCAUGGAAGAAUAUGAAGAUAUUAGACAAGACCAUUAUGAGUCUCUCAAGCAGGAGAGAAGAUACUUACCCUUAAGUCAAGCUAGAAAAAAUGCUUUCCAGAUUGAUUGGCUGUCUGAACCUCACCCAGUGAAGCCCACGUUUAUCGGGACCCAGGUCUUUGAAGACUAUGACCUGCAGAAGCUGGUGGACUACAUUGACUGGAAGCCUUUCUUUGAUGUUUGGCAGCUCCGGGGCAAGUACCCGAAUCGUGGCUUUCCCAAGAUAUUUAACGACAAAACAGUAGGUGAAGAGGCCAGAAAGGUCUAUGAUGAUGCCCAGAACAUGCUAAACACACUGAUUAGUCAAAAGAAACUCCAAGGCAGGGGCAUCGUUGGAUUCUGGCCAGCACAGAGUGUCCAAGAUGAUGUCCACCUGUAUGCAGAGGAUGCAGUGCCCCAGGCAGCAGAGCCCAUAGCCACCUUCUAUGGGUUGAGGCAACAGGCUGAGAAGGACUCUGCCAGCACUGACCCGUACCACUGCCUCGCGGACUUCAUUGCUCCUUUACAUUCUGGAAUCCGUGACUACCUGGGCCUGUUUGCUGUUGCCUGCUUUGGGGUGGAAGAGCUGAGCAAGGCCUAUGAAGAUAAUGGUGAUGACUACAGCAGCAUCAUGGUCAAGGCACUGGGGGAUCGGCUGGCAGAGGCCUUUGCAGAAGAGCUCCAUGAAAGGGUUCGCAGAGAAUUGUGGGCUUACUGUGGCAGUGAGCAGCUGGAUGUUGCAGACCUGCGCAGGCUACGGUAUGAGGGCAUCCGCCCAGCUCCUGGCUACCCUAGCCAGCCUGACCACACUGAGAAGCUCACCAUGUGGAGACUUGCCAACAUCGAGGAGUCCACAGGCAUUAAGCUAACAGAAUCAUUAGCCAUGACACCUGCUUCAGCGGUAUCAGGUCUCUACUUCUCCAACUUGAAGUCCAAAUAUUUUGCUGUGGGGAAAAUUUCCAAAGAUCAGAUUGAGGAUUAUGCUCUGAGGAAGAACAUGUCUGUGGCUGAGGUUGAGAAAUGGCUUGGACCCAUUCUGGGAUAUGAUACAGACUAACUUUUUUUUUUUUUUUUUUAACUUUUCUAUACUUGAUGAUCCAUAAGGAAAUAUAAAUCCAUAGUGCCUUAAAAACCAUGAGUAACAAUGAGCCUGUGUACCUUGGGUUAACAGUGCCCUGCUGCUGCCUUUGGAAGACUUUGGUGUAACACUUUAGGGGCAGCAGGAUCUUCCUAUAGUAUCUGGAAAACAAGUUCUGUUCUUGGGGGAUCUUGAAUGAAGAGCAGCAAGCAAAGCUCUGAUGGUGUCUCUGCUCCCUUGGGACAGGCUGGAGCUGGAGGUCUUUUGCAUUUCAAAGCAAGUCAGCCUACUUUUUUCCAUUUUUACCUUGGAUCUAAGCAGCCACUUAUUUCUCUUUUUUAUUUUUUCUUAGGAAAGAAAGCCUGAAACUCAGUUGAAUAGAGAAUUGUAUAGAGAAAUGUGACCCUGUGGCAAAAUGACACUGUGUGAGAAAUGGGGCAUUUUAAUCUAAGUGGUUACAACUGAAGACUCUGACAGGCAAGAAAGUACAACCCUGCUCUCUCUCCCUGGAAGACCUCAUUUUCUAAAGGCUCGAUUAAAUGGUUGCAGAACUCCCUUUGGCAAAAAGUAUGCUCUCACUGCUUGCCUGUCAGAAAUACUCACACUGUUUGCCCUAGUGUGGUCAAGUACAGCCAGGUUCUCUCCAAGCAUUUUGUCCUCCCAUAGUUUCAUAUUCCCCUGCCCUAAGAGGGAGAAAAAAAUGAGAUAGGGACAGAGAGUGUUUGCUAUGGGUGGUUAACAUCUUUUAGUCAUUUUCAGAAUUUAGCAGGUUCUUGGCUGAGCUGUGGUGUCAUGUACAGAAUUGGACAGGUGGACAUUGUAAUGCCACUCAGUUCUUCAUUUCUCUGUUGUCCCAGCUCUAAACUUAGACAGUUGAAGAAUAGCUCACUGAUUUGUGUUUUAAGGGAAAUUAUUAAGAACAUGGACUUUGAAGUCAGACAUACUUAGAUUCAGGUUUCAGCUUUGCCACUUAAAUACCGAGUGAAGUUGGUAAAUUCCUUAAGCUUCCCAACACCAUUUUCUCAUGUGCAAAAUGAUAACAGUGCUAUUAGUCUGUAUCUUACGGCAUGAGCUGCAGGUUAAACAAUGAUGCCCAGGACAUUUAACAUGGUAUCUGGUAAACAGUAUCUGCUUAAUAAAUGGAAGCUUCUGUAGAGCUCUGUUGGUGGCCCCUCAGACUCAGAGCAUAGUAGGAGCUCAUGGAAACGAAUAUAAGAGAUCAGUGGAUUUGAAAAAACAGUGGGGAAAUGCAUGUCGUCAUGACUAGAUUGAAUAUGCUAGGUACCAUUCUUUUUAGGAUUAAAAUACGAUAUAACACUGACUGGGACAGAGAAGCUACCUCCUAUGCCACCAACACCAUUGAUGCUCAUUGGAGUGACCACCCUUCUCCCUCACCUCUUGUGAUAUAUACCUGCCUUGCCCUGAGAGCAGUAAUAUCAGCUGUGCAUGCAGGCACAGUGGAGGGAAAGGGGGAAAAAGAACUUGGGAAGUGGCCAUUCUACAUAUCCAUAGUGGAUAUACAUUUUUCUUGCAGAAUAGCAUGCAUUUUCAGCAUUGCUUGCCCUUAAGAAUUGUGUUCUGUCUUUCGUACAUUUAACUUGUGCUGAAUAGAGACUUGAACCUCAUGUCCUGAGACACUUCUUUGGUGGAUUUGUCUUAGUUGAUGCCUCUUGCAUGGCAAAUAUGUUAUUUAGAUGUUGUUACAUUCUUCUAUGAGAAGAAAUAACUUCAAAUAUCUUAGUGUGUUUUAUCUGAACGGUAACUAGGAGUCUCCUGAUUUCAUUAAAUAUUUAUAAUAUCUUUUCUUGGCUGGUUGUGAGAUGGAAUGAUUUCCUUAAGUGGGUUGUUUUAAUCACAAUUUGAAUAUCUUUUUUCUUAAAAACAAAAGCAGUUUGUGCAAGUCCACAUACCUAUAUAUUAAUGAACAAAGAUGAACUACAACUUGAAAACAUCCUCCUUGGUUUAUUUUAGGUAUGCCAGAAAUACAGAACUUUGAAAGCAGGUAGUAAACUUUCUGAACCCAGGGUCUUCACACUGGUGAUUGCACACCCAGAACCUGUCUGUAUCAUCAUCUGUGACUGUGACAUAAACUUACUCUCUUUGCUUCCAGGUUUGUUUUUAUUUUUCUCUCUAAAGAAACAUAUUUGGAAUCAUACCUACUCUGUUGCUUCUUCUGCAGUCUGUACUGAGAAGGUUGAUUUGUGGGGUGAUGGUUGAGAUCAGGGUUUAUUACACCCUAUUUCCCCUUUGCACUCCUAUGCUAGAGGCCAUCCUCCAUGCACAGGUGAACUCAGAGUGUAGUUAACCUGCUUUAAUUUCUCUUAGGCAUGCCCUCAGUGAGUAUCUGAGUGCCUGCCUUCCGCCAGUUACCUUCUCCCAUUCUCUCCCUAAUCCAGUGAAGUUAGGUUUCUAUACCCAUCCUUCCUGGUACCAAUGACUUCUAUUUAUUAGAUCCAGUGGACUUUCUGAUGCCUAGCUUUUUAAUUUUUUCUCUGUGAUUUUGGACAGUAUUAACCCCUUAAAAACCCUCCUUUCCCCAUUCUCCUUGACAGUAAUCUGUUGGUUAACCUUCCACGUUUCUGAUAAGUUCAUAGCCCUUUUCAUGGUUUUCUCUUGUUCUACUCACUUGUAUCUUCAUGUCCCUGAAGAUUUGCCAUUAGUUGCUUUAUUAGUCUGGAUAGUGUCAGUGGGCAGUCUCAUCCAGUCAUCAUCUCCAGGGAGCUCCAUCUGGAUUCUUGUCUGUUGAAGAACAUAAUUUAUAAUCCAGCAGCUCCUCCAGGAGGAUGUGCAGACAUCACAAAGCCAUCGUACCCCAAGCCACUGUCAUCUUAUUUUUCUUCAAUUCUUGAUGUAUGCAAUAAUAAAUAAUGGUACCACCACCUAAGUAGCAACCUCAGGCUCACCCUAUAUCUUUCCUGGAGUAUUACAGUUAUCUCAAAAACUGGCACAAUAAAAACAUACUUAUUCUAUGUUAGCUGGGUUGGUGGUAGACAUACUCAGGGAAAGCAGUAGUUGAGACCUGAUUUGGGACUUGAAGGGUAUAGAUCAAGAAGCAGGAAGGGUGGGGGGAUGCAAAGAAAAAACAGUCUAUUAGGGAUUAAUGAGGUAUCCUGUCUCCCCAAAUUGAUCUGUAGGUUUAAUGCCAUUUCCAACAGAAAUUCCAACAGAGCUUAUGGUAACAUGCAGAUAUUUAAGUUUAUGUGGAACAGCAAAAAACUAAGAAUGGCCAAAUGUUUCUAAGAAUGUAGAAGCUGAAGGAACUUAAGCGAUAAUUAAGUUUUGUUGGGGGUUGGUAUAAUACCUGUUUAUAGAGGUAGGCGAUCUGAAUGGUGGAACAAAAUGAGGAGCCUGGAAACUAACCCGUGCAUAUGUUGACCUUUGCCAUGAAAGUGGCUUGGCACUUGAGUGGGGACAAAAUAGUAGCAGUACGGGAUCCUCCAUGGGGGGAAAAUAAAUUCCAUUUUUGAGCAACAUCAAUUCCAAGAGUUUUAGCACAAAAAGCAAAAGUUGUAAAUGUGUUAAAAAAAUCACUUUUGAGCAGGAAAGAAUCUUUUGAGACAUAAAGCAGUGCCCAUGAAAGAAAUGAUAAUUAAAUCAGCUCUUAAAACUGAGGACUUAACAUUAAGCAAAUCAACAAUUUAAGUGAGAAGAUAGGCUAUGACUUGAGAAUACCUAUGUAGAAGACAAAUAAUAUAGAGAGAAUUUGUGUUUUAAAAAAUUCAUAGAAAACAUUGGAAGAGGCAUUUCACAGAAGAGAAAAUAUCUAGGGAUUAUAAACUAGUAGAAAGAUAUCCCACAGCAUUUGUGAUCGUUAAAAUAUGAGUCGAGAUCACAAUGAGAUUCUAUUGUACAUCCUGCAGACUUUGCAAACUUUGGAUCCAACAGUACCAGGUGUUAAAGAAGAUCUAUGGGAACUCCAUUUGUUGUUACAGGUGUGGGUGUAUAAAUCAUGGCUUUAGUAAAUUAUACUUCAAAGCUGGAAGUUUGCAGCCCUAAUGAUCUAGCUUCUGAAUUCCAGUUGUGUCUAAUAGAUUUGCAUGUGGCCUCCAGGUGGUAUGUGCAAGAAUAUUGAUAGUAAUAUAUUCAUAAAGGUUAUUGGAAAAUGAAAUAUAUAUUUGGAUACAAUAUAAUGGGUAAAAAAAUUAGGUAUAUUCACCCUAAGGGAUAUUCAGUAGUGAAAAUUAGGAACUACUUUAUACCUCACAAUAAGGAUGAAUCUCAGAAAAUAUUAUGGGGGGCCCAGCACUUUGGUGUAGUGGGUAAAGCCGAUGCCUGCAGUGCUGGCAUCAUCUGGGUGCCAGUUCAAGACCUGCCUGCUCUUCUUCUGAUCCAGCUCUCUGCUAUGGCCUGGGAAAGCAGUAGAAGAUGGCCCAAAAGCUCGGGCCUCUGCACCCUCGUGAGGAACCCUAAAGAAGCUCCUGGCUUCAGAUCGCCCAUCUUCAGCCAUUGCAACCAUUUGGGGAGUGAACCAGUGGAUCUCUUGUUUUUUCUCUCUCUCCCUCUGCCUCUCUGUAACUCUGCCUUUCAAAUAAAUAAAUAAAUCUUUAAAAUAAAUAUUAAGGGAAAACACCCAAGUUCCAGGAGACCACAUAUUGUAUGGUACUAUUUUUAUUGAGCUCAAAAACAAGCUAAACCAAAGAAUGUAUUGUCUUAAGUAUACAUAUGUGAUAAAGCUAUGUUGUAAAAAAAAAAAGCAACAGUAAUAAACCAAUGUUUAGCAUAGUUGAUUCCCUAUGGAAGAAGAAAGUGGAAGAGACAGAGGAACACAUAGGUUGAUGCAGGUUAUGAGGAAUGUUCUAUUUCUUAGGUGAUAGGAUUAUGUGUGUUUGCUAUAUACUGUAUUACACAUUGUAACUGUUACAUAAUGUACAAUUUUGUAUGUGUUAAAUAUGUUUGUACUUAAUGGUACUAAAUGUAUAUAUUAAAUAUAUUGUAAUAAUAAUAAAGGUAAUAUGGAAUCAUAA